Messenger RNA from Cladophialophora psammophila CBS 110553, 2409 nucleotides. RefSeq lists its product as uncharacterized. The transcript has a single exon. Gene Ontology annotation, biological process: fatty acid metabolic process. The coding region runs from base 1 to 2409 and encodes 802 amino acids. NCBI's taxonomy places the organism in Eukaryota, Fungi, Ascomycota, Eurotiomycetes, Chaetothyriales, Herpotrichiellaceae. Gene Ontology annotation, molecular function: medium-chain fatty acid-CoA ligase activity. The record is from RefSeq and is a predicted model, not a curated record.
AUGUCGCAACCAACCGUGCUCUCGACACGUAUCUCUCCAGCAAUCCUUCAGUUGACUCUCAAUCGACCUGCGUCACUCAACGCCAUCAACGCUGGUUUGCUCGAGGAGCUUGUGACUUGCCUUAAGAAUGCAAACAACGACCCUGACGUGCGCAUCAUCGUCCUUCAAGGCUCAGGGUCGCGAUCCUUCUGCGCGGGUGAAGAUCUGAAGGAGUCCCUUGUCUCCGGGAGAGGGUCUCCCGAAGAACUUCAGACUGCGUUCGAGAAGCUCCAAGACAUCACUCGAUAUACAUCGAGCACUAACAAACUGAUCAUCGCUGCUGUCCAGGGGUAUGCUGUCGGAGGAGGUGCAGAGAUUGCCCUGGCCGCUGAUUUCGUGAUUGGAGGCCCCAAUGCCAAAUUCAAGUUUCCAGAAGUCACCAUCGGGCAUGCAGUCACCGGUGGGAUCUCACUUCGGCUGUGCCAGAUGGUCGGACUACUUAAAGCCAAGGAAUUGUUGCUUCGUGGACUACUCCUUGAUGCCCAAGAAGCGCUUCGACUGGGACUUUUGACCGAGCUCGUCGAACAUCCAAAGGAGAGAGCAGUUCAACUCGCAUUAGAACUCGAGAAGCUACCAGCCAAAGCAUCCAGUUGCUCGAAAAUAGGCCUAGAGAAAGCGGUAUUUUCGAACAUGGAGGAAGUCCUCCGCGACGAAGUGCAAGCCGCAAACCUCUGCUUCGCCCAGCCAGACGCACAGCAAGCCUUUCAAAAUUUCCGGGAGAGGCGUGUUUUUGACGCAGAGCAGAUGACCUUGCGUAAUGCGGCUGAGGGCGACGUGAAGGCGAGCCCAAGGGGAACCUGUCCAAUUCUUGAAGGUGGUAGCACGCUGCCGAAAGACCUUAACACGGCUUUGCAGGUCGCCCUUCGAGAGUUUCCGCAAAAGACAUUCAUUCGAUUCGAAGGUCGAGAUACUUCCUUCCAACAAUUUGACGAGUCAGUCGCCCAGCUCGCAGGUGGUCUGAGACAUUUAGGUGUCGGUCCGGGUGACAGGCUCCUGGUCAUGAUGAGAAACAGCCUGGAGACGGUCCAUACCUGGUUUGCCACUAAUAGACUGGGAGCCACUUGGGUUCCAGUCAACGUGGAGCUAAAAUCCAUUACCCUCCAGCAUGUCGUCUCUUCGGCUCGGCCAAAGCUGGCCAUUGUUGAUGCCGAGUUUGCCUCACACAUCAAGGGAACCAAAGUGUUCUCGGAGAGUCAGAUCUAUGUCAAGAACGGGGUCAAUAGCGACGAGAACAGCCUGUCUGCUCUCUAUCACUUUGGUCGAGCCGAGGAUGCUGUGCCGGUCCUACCGUCGACUCCCGCAGCAUUCCUCUACACGAGUGGUACAACUGGGCCAUCCAAGCCUUGCAUCCUAUCUCAUCAAUAUUUCAUCCUGCAGGCGACGGCAUUGAUCGAAGGCUUUGGUCUUCGUCAGGAUGAUGUGCUUUACUGCCCGUUCCCGUUGUUUCACGUCGACGCUACCGCCUUGACUACGGUUCCUGCCCUGCUCCUGGGCGCAACGGCUGCGCUCUCUGUCCGCUUCAGCGCGAGCCGCUUCUGGGACGAGAUCCGAGCAAGCAAAGCCACCGUCUACGACUUCAUGGGGGCCACUCUCGCGUUGGUCUACAAGCAGGAACCCACCCCUCAGGAUCGGAAUCACAAUGUGCGAUUGGCGUGGGGCGUGCCCAUUCCUGACUUCAGCAAGGACUACGAGCAGAGAUUCGGGCAUCCGCUGCUGACAUUGUAUGGAAGCACCGAGACAAGCCUGCCCAUCAUGCAGAAGGGAGCAACCCUCCCCAUCGGUUCCUGUGGACGCUUACGACCGGGAUUUCACCUUCGGAUCGCCAACGACUUUGACGAGCCACUUCCGGCAAACACCCCCGGCCAGCUCUUGCUGCGGAGCGACAAGCCGAAUGCAUUUUUCCAAGGCUACUACGGCAACGACGAAAGCACCCUCAGGUCGUUUGCAAACCUGUGGUUCCACACAGGAGACCUGGCAAAGGUGGACGAGCGCGGCAACGUCUAUUUCCUGGGCCGCAUCAAGGACGUAAUCCGCCGACGCGGCGAGAACGUCAACACCGCCGAGGUCGAGGCGGAGUUCCUCAAGCACCCCGCCGUAGCCGCCGCAGCGGCCUUUGGCAUCCCCUCGGCCCUAGGGGGCGCGGGAACAGAGGAAGAUGUCAAGGUCACGGUCGAGCUGCGCGCUGCUGCGAAGGUGAGCGAGGCGGAGCUGUGGCGCUGGGCGACGGCCAACAUGGCGCGGUUCCAGGUGCCCAGCGUGAUCCAGAUUGUGCCAGUCAUCAAAAAGACACCGACGGGGAAGGUGGAGAAGCAAGCGCUGACUGUGGAGGGAGGGCAAAGAUUUGGUUUCGUGAGGGAGUCCAAGCUGUAA